CUGUUGCGCGCGCGUGGCCUCCGCUGACCCGGAAGUGUUCGCUCCCGUUAAAGGCGAAGGCCCGCGGCCCGCGGCCUCUUCCUGUCGGUGCCAGGGCCGCGUGUGGUCCACGCCGAGCGACAGAGACGCCCCGACUACGCUCUCAGGAUGACGGAGUGGGAGACAGCCGCACCUGCAGUAGCAGAGACCCCCGACAUCAAGCUCUUUGGGAAGUGGAGCACGGAUGAUGUGCAGAUCAAUGACAUUUCUUUGCAGGAUUACAUCGCAGUGAAGGAGAAGUAUGCCAAGUACCUGCCCCACAGCGCGGGCCGCUACGCAGCCAAGCGCUUCCGCAAGGCGCAGUGCCCGAUCGUGGAGCGCCUCACCAACUCCAUGAUGAUGCACGGCCGCAACAACGGCAAGAAGCUGAUGACCGUGCGCAUUGUCAAGCACGCUUUCGAGAUCAUUCAUCUGCUCACUGGCGAGAACCCCCUGCAGGUCCUAGUGAAUGCCAUCAUCAACAGUGGCCCUCGGGAGGACUCGACCCGCAUUGGGCGAGCCGGAACAGUGAGGCGACAGGCCGUGGAUGUGUCCCCUCUGCGCCGUGUAAAUCAGGCCAUUUGGCUGCUGUGCACUGGUGCCCGGGAGGCCGCCUUCCGGAACAUCAAAACCAUCGCCGAGUGCCUGGCGGAUGAGCUCAUCAACGCGGCCAAGGGUUCUUCCAACUCCUACGCCAUCAAGAAGAAAGACGAGCUGGAGCGUGUGGCCAAGUCCAACCGUUGAUCACCUGGCUGCAGCCCCAAUAAACCUGUUUGCCCUCUGAGGCAGCACCACC
This is a messenger RNA of Pteropus alecto (black flying fox), 814 nucleotides long. It is a transcript of the gene RPS5, whose product is annotated as ribosomal protein S5. Gene Ontology annotation, biological process: translation; ribosomal small subunit assembly. Gene Ontology annotation, cellular component: cytosolic small ribosomal subunit; ribosome. Gene Ontology annotation, molecular function: mRNA binding; rRNA binding; structural constituent of ribosome. Bases 148 to 762 code for a protein of 204 amino acids. NCBI's taxonomy places the organism in Eukaryota, Metazoa, Chordata, Mammalia, Chiroptera, Pteropodidae. The record is from RefSeq and is a predicted model, not a curated record. The transcript is spliced from 6 exons.